This is a messenger RNA of Callorhinus ursinus (northern fur seal), 1553 nucleotides long. The record is from RefSeq and is a predicted model, not a curated record. NCBI's taxonomy places the organism in Eukaryota, Metazoa, Chordata, Mammalia, Carnivora, Otariidae.
CACGCAUCAGCCUGGCACUAGGGAGCUCUCCCCAUUCUGCUGGGCAAACAUUACUCCACCUGUUGAACCCUGUUCAUCUCUGAGGUAUGAAACAGAAGACAGAGGCCAUUCUGAAGGACUUGCAGAAGCAUUUCCGGGGAGGAUGGUUUGCCAACAUACAGAGUCUCACAAUGGUGCCAGAAAUUAUCCAGUACAUUUGCCACAAUAUGAACAGCAUCACUGAAACCACAGCCCAAGGGACCAUAAAGAAGAUCCUUUACCUGCUGGCCCAGACCUACACCGAUGAAGUUAUCCUGACCCUGUUUAAGAUGGACGAUCAGUCACAAAGAGGGGUUCACAAGCCCUGGGAAAUCCUGGCAUCAUUCCCCAAAGGCUAUGAAGUGAUCAUGGAAUUUCUGCUGCAGAAACUGGCUCCACACCAGAAAUCAAAGGGCCAGGAGCCCAGCCAUGGCAUGGAGAUCUCUCCGUUGAUUGCCACCAGGGCCAUCCAUGAGCUCCUGCUGGAACCAAGUCGGCGGAUGGAGGUGCAGACCUUCUUCUCCUCCCUGUUUAUGGCCCUGCUGUUCCGGAUCUCCUUCCUCGUGCUUGAAGGGGACACGGACAUCCAGGAUCAGCAGCAUGCAACCGAAUGGGUGGACCCUGUCAGUUCCAGCAUGGAGGCCCUGAAGACCUUGAUGCUAAGUACCGGGUAUGGAGACUAUGUGUCUUAUGUUCAGAAACUUGGGGCCUGGGAGCUGCUCACCAGUCCUGAAAGACAUUAUGAGGGUGUCACUCUGCUGGCCAGGACCAUGGUCAUCAAGAAUUGUUGGCAUAACCGCCCCAUCUUCAGCCUCAUCAUCAGGAUGCUCCAAGAACAGGACUAUACGAAUCACUUAACGGCCCUCGUGUUUAUGACUGAACUGCUCCGGUGCCCAGGUGUGGCCGCCAUAGUGGACGAAGCCGCCGUCCGCAUUCUGGCAGACUGGUUCCACUCUGAGGAGCCCGCCACGGUGAAGCUCCUGUUGCAGGUGGUGGGGAUCUUUGCAAAGCACAGGAACAUGGUGCGACAGCUCCACAUCCUCCAGCCCCACCUGCUCCACUGCUGCUACUCCCAGGACAGCGCCAUUGUGAUGGAGGCGCUCGCGGCGCUCAGGUGUCUCACCGAGCACCUCAGCUGGCAGCACUCGUCCUCCUUCCUUACUCAGCUCACCUUCACGCUCGGGCCCUUCUUUGAGGAGGUGAAGCCCUUUGCGGGCUCAUUUCCCUUCUCUGGGCGUCCAAGGGAGUUGGGCAGAAUUAUCCGGAAAGGCCCCUGUAGCCCGAACGUGAGGCCAUCCCGUAAAGGUCUGCUUCCGUGUGUCCUCUCGGGUAGCAUCUGUAAAAGGCGUGAGAUGUGCCGAGAGCAGACGGCAGUGACAAGGCAGAACGGGGCUGCUGUCCGAUCACGGAUCCCUGGGGGACAGGAGUGUGCGUGGGAGCGUGCGCUGGGAGCGGGGAGCGCGGGGCCCUCGGCCCUCCAGGGUGGACAGAGGUGGAGGUGUCUUCCGUGUAUGAGUCUGAGCAGCUGCGCCUGA